Molecule: messenger RNA, 2160 nt
Organism: Marchantia polymorpha subsp. ruderalis
Lineage: Eukaryota; Viridiplantae; Streptophyta; Marchantiopsida; Marchantiales; Marchantiaceae
Source: the annotation of a GenBank genome assembly
GGCGCUUUCUGCAGGGCGAGCUGGCUGGCGAUGGAGGAGGAGGAGGAGGAGUUGAGCUCGGGGCACCGCGUCGACUGCCUUUUGCUCUCGAUCCCGAUCCCGCAUCGUGAUGCUACCCUACGCACAAUUGGAGAGCGGCGCUUUCUUGGAAAGAAUGCAAGAAGAGCUGUGGAGAUGAGAGUGCGGAGUAGUGCGUGCGAUGGAAGCGAGUGAUGUAAUGUGCGGGCGAUGGAUUCUGGUUCAUAGGUUUUCCUAGUGCGCGCGAUGGAUACCCCGCUUCUGCGCAGGAUUGCUCGUCGAGGGCAGGGGUAUAUGACGGUGAGGGAACACGGGACUUCGAAGUUCAGGCAGUGCGCGAGAAGCACUCGGGCCGAGGUUUGUCUCUCUGAGUCGAGCACGGGUGAUGGUCGGAACUCCACGUUCUCUUUCACCCUGCGCUAGGACAUCGGACAACUGAGGCCGGGGAGACUCGGACGAUCAGAGAAACUGCGAUUUCUGCAGGUCGAUUUCGGGGUGGAAUUCGGCUUAGCCCCAUCCGCGCCCCCAGACGCAGCACGCACAGAGAAGCGCACGGAUUUGCUCGAAGCUGGCCUCCUUUCCUGACACUCCGCUCUGCCUCCGGGAUUUUCACAGAGAUUUGACCUGGUAACAUCGGACGAGUGGCAUGGGACCUCCCAGCGUAGGUUUCACCACGCGGAAGGUGGCAGCAGCACAAUUUCAAAAGGCAGAAAAAGAAAGAUUGAAACGAGAAGAUUGCCACCGUGUAAAGCACGACAAACUCUUCUCGGAUUGGAAAAUUCUAGUUGGGUCGACGGAUUGGAGGACUCACGCCGCCGAGGAAGAGGGGUCUCAGAGGUAUCGGCUCCACAAUCUACCUGCGACUUACUUCGGGCCCGGAGUGUAUGAGCUGGGUUUGACAUUGCAGAAUCUGUCAGCUCCUCGAGAAGCAAAGCCUCGCAAACUCCGAAAGCAAGAUGUAGUCGUGGUUUACCUGGGCCAAGCCGAGAAUGUUCGUCAGAGACUUCAAAAAUAUGGCCAAUCUGGAUCUCACUUGGAAGGUGCUCGACUGGUUCCUGGUGCAGCCGUGGAGCACUGUGAAUACGAUGAUGGGAUGACUUCUCCUUCUCCGGCAAAGGCGAGAGCCAAAGCCGAUGGGAGCACGGGGGGCAGCACCGAACGAGGACUGCGCUUGUUCACAGAAGUGUUUUCCAGAGGGUACUCCAUCGUGUUCAGAUGGGCGAGAACAGAGAGCAAGCAGAUGGCAGAAAAAGUAGAGUCGGAGCUUCUCCACGUGUUUGACUAUCCCUGGAAUCGAGGAUUGAAUGGGGCUCGGAGACCCGACGAUAUUCUAGCGAGGUUGGAGCUCAUGCAGUACCACUUGGAGCAAAGUCUGUGCUUGGGAAGGUUUUUAGGCGCAGGAAGGGAGAAGUGGACGGUCUUUCAUAGGAAAGUUGGCAUCAAAGUACCCGUGGAAAGGCCAUCAGAAGAAGGCAGCGCAGGUAGCUCCAGGUUUUCCAUUUUCCGUGCCAGCUCGAAGGAUGGACUGCCCAAUGCUUUACCCAACUCCGCAGACUCUCAUUGCGGUGUUCUGAUGGCGGAUGGGUCCAAGUGCUCCAAGCCUCCAGUGAAAGGGCGCAGACGGUGCUCUGAGCAUAAAGGCCUGAGAGCGAAGUUGACGACACGACGCGCACGAACUGCGAAAUCCAAGACCGGUGAUUGUGGCAGGAAUCCAAGCAUUCCCUCCGAGUCUUAUGGUGGCCACAAAGGUGAGCCUCCGGUGCUGGUGGUGAAAUCCACACCGAACGGCAAGCGGUUGGAGCUCAGUGAAGCUCCCAGCGACGGUUUGGUUUGUGGUGUGACCUUAGACGGCGGCAGCGUAUGCCUGAAUGAGCCUAUCAAAGACAGGAAGCGUUGUGCUGCUCACAAAGGAAUGCGAACUGGGGGAAAGGCCACUGGUAGUCCCAUAAGCAUCCAUCUUAGCACGCAUACUCCAGCCAGAAAGACCAACCAUGUAGUGAGAUAGUCCGAAAAAACAGCACACUUGGAAAAUUGCGCGUCGCAGGAUGUCGAUUUUUUUCCCAAAGAUUUCAUCUUUAUAUGAUAACACUCUGUAUAUAAUUUGUCUUCACUAAAUCGUCAAGCAAAAAUCCUCACGGAGCC